AUGGCUCAAACGACUCCAAAUCAUACACAGACUGUUUCUGGGUGGGCAGCUCACGAUUCCUCCGGCAAGAUUACCCCUUUCAUCUUCAAACGAAGAGAAAAUGGGAUCAACGAUGUGACCAUAGAGAUCUUGUACUGUGGAAUUUGCCACACAGAUCUCCACCAUGUUAGGAAUGACUGGGGCAUUACCAUGUAUCCAGUAGUCCCCGGGCAUGAGAUUACAGGGGUGAUUACGAAAGUUGGAAGCAACGUGAAGGAAUUCAAGGUAGGAGAUAGAGUGGGGGUGGGAUGCUUGGCAGCGACAUGUUUGGAGUGUGACUUCUGUAAAGACUCCCAGGAGAACUACUGCGAUCAGGUCCAGUUCACCUACAAUGGCAUCUUCUGGGAUGGUAGUAUUACCUACGGUGGUUACUCCAAAAUGCUUGUCGCAGAUCAUAGGUACGUGGUUCACAUACCAGCGAACCUGCCAUUGGAUGCAACAGCACCGCUAUUGUGCGCUGGGGUGACUGUGUUCAGCCCCAUGAAAGACCACAAUCUACACCAAGCACCAGGGAAGAAGAUAGGGGUCGUCGGUCUGGGAGGUCUUGGACACGUGGCAGUCAAAUUCGGGAAAGCCUUUGGUCAUCAUGUAACCGUCAUCAGCACUUCUCCGUCCAAAGAGGAGGAGGCUAAAGAGCGUUUGGGUGCCGACGACUUCCUAGUCAGCACUGAUGCACAACAACUUAAGAAAGGCAUGAGGACGCUUGACUUCAUAUUAAAUACGGUGUCUGCUAAGCACUCUCUUGGGCCCCUCUUAGAAUUGCUCAAAGUGAAUGGAACUAUGGUGGUUGUGGGUGCACCAGACCAGCCCUUUGAAUUGCCUUCCUUCCCUAUGAUAUUUGGCAAGAGGGCAGUGAAGGGCAGCAUGAUAGGAGGAAUGAGAGACACAAAGGAGAUGAUGGAACUAUGCGGGAAGCAUAACAUAACGUGUGACAUUGAGGUUACAACACCAGACAAACUCGACGAGGCCUUGGACCGCGUUGCGAAAAAUGACGUUCGGUAUCGAUUUGUCAUUGACAUUGCUGCUGGAUUGCCUUCCAAUCUUUAG
This is a messenger RNA of Prunus armeniaca (apricot), 1086 nucleotides long. Lineage: Eukaryota; Viridiplantae; Streptophyta; Magnoliopsida; Rosales; Rosaceae. The record is from the annotation of a GenBank genome assembly.